UCAGCUGUUAUAUAUAUACUGUAACGCUAUCAGCGAUUUACCCUUUGCCAAGGAGGUGCUCACAUGAUCAGCAACAUGGCAGACACACCUCUGUUGAUCAUUCCAGAAACACAACGAAACAGAUAUGAAAACCUCUACAGGAAGUUUACCGACAGGUUUGGUCAUCCCCCGACAUUCUUUGGUCGAGCUCCAGGCCGGGUCAAUAUCAUAGGAGAACACAUAGACUACAGUGGAUACGGAGUGCUACCGAUGGCGAUCGAACAGGAUGUUGUCAUAGCAGUGUCCCAUGAUCAGGCGUCCAAUACUAUUGUUGUGUCCAAUACAGAUCCAGCUUUCAGAGAUUUCGAAUGUGAUAAAAAUGACAUAAAUCUGAACAAAAUAUCUCCGGAAUGGUACAACUACUUUCUCUGCGGCGUGCUCGGUGUACACCGCCAUCAGGGCUCGCAUAGGCAACACGUCGAGGGCAUGGCCUGCAUGGUUUCCGGAACAGUGCCGAUCAGUGCAGGCCUAUCUAGUUCCAGUGCCUUGGUAUGCUGUUCUGCUCUCAUCACCAUGCAUGCAAAUAGACGCUGUAUUCCAAAGGAUAAACUGGUUGACUUGAGUGCAGACUGUGAAAACUUCAUGGCAACGUCAACAGAAGGAGGAAACAUGGAUCAGGCGAUAGCGUUCAUGGCAGAGGAGGGGCUAGCUCAGUUUAUUGAGUUCUCACCAUUGCGCAUCACACCUGUACAAUUACCACCGGAAGUGGUGUUUGUGAUCACACACAGUUGUACUGAGAUCCACAAGGGAGCGACGGCCUGCUUCAACAUCCGUGUGGUUGAAUGUCGCAUUGCUGCACAGGUAAUCGCCAAGAAGAAGGGAUUAGCAUGGCGUCACGUUACUACCCUGCGGGAUGUACAAGAAAAACUUGGUUUGGGUCUCCUGGACGCUUUAGCUGUUGCCAAGGAAUUACUUCAUCCAGACGCUUACACAAAGCAUGAAGUGUGUCAGAUGUUGGAGGUGACUGACGAUGAGCUAUCUAAAACCUCGUUAAUAGCCUUUACAGAAACCGAGAACGUAUUUCACCUGCACAACCGCGCGAUACAUGUGUAUAGUGAAGCUGAGCGCGUGCACCAGUUCAGGCGUGUAUGUGAAAUUGAAGGCAAUGACCCUGACAAUCUACAGCAACUGGGCGAGUUGAUGACGGCCAGUCACUGGAGUUGCCAUCAUUUGUUUGACUGUAGCAGUGAAGAACUCAACAUUCUUGUCAAAACUUGCAUGGAGUCCGGUGCGCUAGGAUCACGCUUGACUGGAGCUGGUUGGGGAGGAUGUGUUGUUUCAAUGGUACCUAGAAAUAAAGUGGAAACAUUUCUACAAAAGGUAAAGGAAAACUUUUAUGCAAAUGAGCCAUCAAGAUCUGGUAGAGUGGAGACUGCGGUCUUUAUCUCCCAGCCUGGCGGAGGGGCAGCUCUUUACACGUUUUGACCGCAACAGACUGGUCAUUGACCAUGCAAACAUGACAAGCUCACUUAUGUUAAAAACAUCGCCUCCUCUGGACAUUUAUUAUGGAAAACCUUCAGAGAGCAUCAUGCUUGUCUCGGACAGAGUGCGCUCCCACACACUGAAUACCUCUCCUGGAAUCCAUUUAGUACGUGAAGUAUUCUAAACCAUGUGACUAUUUCAAACUUAUGUACCAUUUUAUAAUGUAUUUUCACAUUUUGAAGCGCUCGAGUUUCUCGGGUCAUAUUUACUUUAUUAUACGAGUUUCUAUAGAAAUCCUAUGGAACUGCAGGGUUGGCAGCAUGGAUGUGUACUGUGUACUGUGUUAUCUUUUUCUUUGUUAUACAUUUUGUUCUGAGUGGAUUUAUGUACUAUUAAACCAUGCCAGUGACGGUAUCAGAA
Molecule: messenger RNA, 1881 nt
Organism: Mizuhopecten yessoensis (Yesso scallop)
Lineage: Eukaryota; Metazoa; Mollusca; Bivalvia; Pectinida; Pectinidae
Product: N-acetylgalactosamine kinase-like
Exons: 10
Coding region: 64-1464 (466 amino acids)
Biological process (GO): galactose metabolic process; carbohydrate phosphorylation
Cellular component (GO): cytoplasm; cytosol
Molecular function (GO): galactokinase activity; ATP binding
Source: RefSeq, a predicted model, not a curated record